Messenger RNA from Rosa chinensis, 1020 nucleotides. RefSeq lists its product as uncharacterized. Gene Ontology annotation, molecular function: catalytic activity. The record is from RefSeq and is a predicted model, not a curated record. NCBI's taxonomy places the organism in Eukaryota, Viridiplantae, Streptophyta, Magnoliopsida, Rosales, Rosaceae. The transcript has a single exon. The coding region runs from base 1 to 1020 and encodes 339 amino acids.
AUGAGUCUGAUCAGCUGGAAUGUGGGCGGGCUUGGGAACCCGUCCACAUUCAAUGCCCUUAAGAAAUUAUUAAGGGUCCAAGAUCCCGACUUUGUAUUCCUUAUGGAGACAAAGAAGAAGAAGCAGGUGAUGGAAAGGGUAUGUAGUAAACUGGGUUAUGCUAACUGUAGAGCUGUGGAACGAACUGGGAAGCAGGGUGGUGGUCUGGUUUUCUUUUGGAAGGAUAAUAUGAAUGUUUCUGUAAUUGAUGCUACAACAGGCUUCAUUGAUGUGUUAGCUCUGAUUGAAGGCAAGCAGGUGAGAUUGACUGGGUUUUAUGGUAGUCCGGAAACUGGAGAGAGGCGUCAUUCAUGGGAAGCGCUCCGACGUCUCUCACAUUUAUAUCCUCAUGUUGCAUGGUUCGUGUUUGGAGAUUUCAAUGAGAUCCUUAAAUGUGAGGAGAAAUGUGGAGGCAGAUUGCGACCAGCUGUUCAAAUGGAUAACUUCAUUCGGGUGAUCAACGAUUGUUCCUUGCAGGAGAUGGAAUUCUCCGGUACGAUGUUCACGUGGAGUAACGGAAGAGUACAUGAAAGACUAGAUCGGGGAUUUAUGGAUACUAUGGCCGCUGAUGAAUUCCCUCGAGCUCAUGAGUUCCAUGUGGAGGUGGGAGCGAGUGAUCACUUGCCUUUAGUUUUUGAUUUGGAAGGGACUGGUCUACAGAGGAAAGUUGGGGGAAAGAGACGUUUUAUGUUUGAGAAUUUUUGGGUUAAGGAGCAGAGGUGUGGGGAUAUUGUGAAGGAGGUGUGGGAGAAUCAAUCUAUGGUGGACAACAACCUCUUGGGUAAAAUCACUAAAUGUGCCAAGGAGUUAUCUUUUUGGAAUAAAACAGUCAUCGGGCAUGUCCCUAGAAAAAUUGCCGAACUUAAAGCCUCUCUACAGCAGUUUCCAAUUGAUGUGCAAAGUGACCAUGAUAGAAAACAACGUGCUGUGAUUAAAACAGAAUUGGAAAAGUAUGCCGAGGAGGAAAGUAUGUGGAAGUAA